Messenger RNA from Brachypodium distachyon (stiff brome), 1105 nucleotides. RefSeq lists its product as uncharacterized. The transcript is spliced from 2 exons. The coding region runs from base 456 to 956 and encodes 166 amino acids. The record is from RefSeq and is a predicted model, not a curated record. Lineage: Eukaryota; Viridiplantae; Streptophyta; Magnoliopsida; Poales; Poaceae.
CAUUAAUUCCCCUCCAUUUUUCUUCACACCCUAGUACAGUAUAUGGAAACAUGAACUAAUCAUAUAUGGAAUGUGUAUGCCGCCUCUUAAAUUUCUUGUCUCUCUCUCUCUCUCUCUCUCCUUUGAGUUUCUGCGUGGACUCUUAGCUUGGCUGUAUAUGCUUCUUCUUUCCCCACAGUCCAUAAGCUAGUCGAUCUCUGCUUUCUCUUUGUUCACAUCUUGGGACGUACGGCACAAGUGUUUCUCCAACACAUAUAGAUCAGGAAGAGCAUUUAGAGAGAUCUUCAUAUUUGGGCAUAGGCAAGGUAGGAGUGGGAGGGUAAAUUCAUGGCGACGGAGCCGCCGCCGCUGCCUCCUGGCUUUGGAGACAUGUCCUUCCGGGCGGUGCCGCCGCCGCUCCAUGAUCUCCAUUGCCUUCCCCAAGAGGUUUGCAUAGCGUUGAGGAGGUGAAGCAGAUGCUAGCUGCAGCGACGUCAGAGCUGGAGGCGGCAAGGCAGGAGGUGCGCCGGAAGGAGCAGAACAUCGCCGCCCUGGUGGAGCUCCUCCGCCGCACUGCCGAGGAGCGUGACCAACUCCAGCGACAGCAGCAGCACCUACUGCUGGCACAUGACCCGGCGGCGGUGGCGACACCGAGCAGCAGCGACUCCCACUGGAGCCUCACGCCAUCCUCUUCCUCCCCGGUGGCCGUGGAUAGCUCCGUCUUGUUCCAGCCAACCUCAGCCAGCAAUGCAGAUGUCAUCGUCGACAACACGCCGGUGCUGCUUGAGCCGCUGGCGACCAAGAGACCGCUGCCACAACAAGGGCAGCUGCUGAAGGCUGUGAUGGAGGCAGGGCCUCUGCUGCAGAAUCUGAUGGUCGCAGGGCCGCUGCCACGGUGGCGCAACCCGCCCCCAGCACGGGCUCUUCCCAGCCCUGUCAUACCGGCGGUAGCAGGCUCUCGUGCUCCGAUGGGUUGAAACUGGUUUCUUUUCAGAAUAAGCUGGCCAUAAAAAAUGUCCUCUUGCCCACAAAAGCAAAUAUCUUGUGAUUCUCGUUUGAGACUGAAUUUUUGUUACUUGAUGGAACAUAUCAAAAUGAUACAAUACAACUUCGAGCUACAUUUGAU